UGAGCACGAAGAGAGAGUACACUGCCUACCUGGCGUUUGUUAGCCAUUUAUUAUUUCUAAAUAUACAUUACAAGGGUCCCAGAACACCAGGGCAGGGUGUGCAAGAUGGCUAAAAAGAAGAAACUGCCCAGAGGACAAAAGAAUUCAAAGCAAGAUUUAGCAAUUAGGAAAAAGACAAUGGUGAAAAAGUCUGCAGGAGGGGACAAUGAGAACACAGUCCACUUUGAUCACACUCAAGGAAAUUAUAGCGUGAAGUCUGUGGUUACUCAAGCCAAAGCUCUGGAUGACAGCACUGUUCUCCUGGUAGUAAAGCAAGAAUUACCAGAGGCAGAGGUGAAGGAUUUAGAAACUGACAUGAGUAGACAAAUUACUCUUAAAGUGGAGUCCCCAGAUGGCACUACAGACAGUGAUGUCCAAGACAAGCCAGUCUCCAGUUAUCAUAUAAGAAAAUUCCACUGUGACCUGUGUCAGUAUUCAACUAACAAACAAAGUCACCUACGAGUCCAUCAGACAACUCACUCAGGUACCAAACCUUUCCAGUGUUCCAUGUGUGAAAAAACAUUCACAGCAAAAACUACAGUUGAAAGACACAUACGCUGUGUCCAUAAUGGUGUGCGUCCUUAUCAGUGCGUCUGCUGCGACAAGUAUUUCUCAGACCUGGGCAGUUUGAAGCAACACAACUUAACCCACACAGGAGAGAGACCACAUCAGUGCAGCGUGUGCCAUAAGAAGUUCAACAACAAACCCAACAUGCAUCGUCACAUGCGCAUCCACACGGGCAGCAAGCCAUACAAGUGUGAUCUGUGCGACAGGCGCUUCACAGACUACUCCAGUCUUAAGCUGCACUUGCUGCAUCACAGCGGAGAAAAACCUUACAUGUGCGAAUUUUGUCAAAAACAGUUUAGGACAUCUUCUGAUUUAACUCGUCAUGUGAGAACACACACUGGUGAAAAGCCAUACGAGUGUAAGCAGUGCGGGAGCAGAUUCGUGCAGGGUUGGCAGCUGCGCAUGCACGAGCAGUCUCACACUGGGGUGCGUAAUUAUUCAUGUGAUAAGUGCAAUAAAAAGUUUCGCCUCAAAGGUGGUCUUCUUACCCACCAGCGCACUCACACUGGGGAGAAACUCUACCAGUGUUCUAUUUGUAACAAGUCCUUUGCAUCAAGGACAUACCUAAAGGACCACCAGAAUGUCCACAGCGGGGACAAGCCGCAUGUCUGUGAGAUCUGCGGCACAGGGUUCAGGGCAAUCUCAAACCUGCGGCGUCACAGCAAGACUCACUCCAGUAAAACUUACUACACCUGUGCCAGGUGUGGGAAGACAUUUAAAUACUCCAACAGCUACCAGUACCACUUGCGGUCACAUGAAGACACGUACCAGUUUCAAUGUGACAAAUGUGACAUGGGCUUCAAAAGCAGGAAUGGGUGGAAAAACCACAAAUGUCAACAAGAAAUCACUGAUGCCUCCCCGACCAACAGUAGUUUUAACACAAGUAAAUCAAAAAGUAAGCUAAAGUCAAGUAAGGUAUUGAAAAGAGGUCAAGGCCGUGUCCCAAAAAAGGGCCAAGGUCAUGAGAAACUGAUGUUAGCCAAAAGAGAAUUGAAGUGUGUGACUGUUACUGUUCCUAGAUUAAGUGAUACUGUGAUAGAUGGUUACCAGGAUAUAAACAGGGGCACUGUCAGCUCAGUAAAAAGAAAAGUAACAUGUAAAAAUAGAACAGAAAAGCAAGAAAAACAGAAGACUACUUACAAGAAAACAGCUGCAAAAAUUGGAGCUUUUAGGCCUGUCAAUAAAACAGCAAGCCAGACAGCAGAGAAUUCACCAUCUAAUAGGAGAAAAAAGUCCAGUCUCAAAACUUUGAAAGAUCAAUGUAAUAAGUCAAAGAAAAGACAGGAAACACUGGAGUUAAAAGACAGCUCUGCUGCAUUGCCCAGACAGAAAAAAGGUGCUAAACCAAAGCAAAGAAAAUUAACAUUGGACACUGUGAUAGAUAAGCUGAGAACUAAAGACAGGUCAAGUGUCUCACCCAGGAACAGAAACUGUACUAAAUCACCCCAAGCGCAGCCUGUUUCCAGAACAAAACCAGCACGUAAGACCAAAAUUAAACCAGCAGCCAACAAACCUUCAGAGAGCCCCAAAGAUAAGAACCAACAAAGCACCAACCAGACCGUCCUUACGUCAACUUUAAGAGAGAAAGAGGGAGAGAACUUAGGUUCUAGGGUGUGUGUGAUUAAAACAGAACCUUUGGACCAAGAUUUUCUUCCAGAGCCAGUGUUUGUGGAGGUAGAAGUAAAACAGGAGAAUGAUGGAGAGUUCAGUCAUUUUGAAGGUGUUGGAAAUUAUGUGGAAUUCAAAAAUUAUGGAAACUUGGUUGAAAAGAUGGAAAUUACAGCAGACGAACAGCUCGCAAAUGAAAUGCCUUUACAUCCAGAACAGCAGUGGGAGGGUGGAGUGAAUAAUACACCUUUGGAGUACCACAAGGAUGAAGGCAGUAUGGAGUUUAUAGAAUACCCUCUGUCUGCAGUAGAAUUAAAUCCUGCGGAGAUGCAUCCUGCCGAUACUACAAGUAAUAAUGUGGGACAAGAUAGUUUGGUGUGCCCUGAGAAUCAAGAGGAAUUAAUUGCUGAAAAAUACCCUGCAUCUCUGGUAGAACCAAAUGCUGAAGAACACACUGCAAUUGAGGUGGGAUUACAUGCUGAAGAGCAUGCUGUGGAUGAAGUGAGGCCAGCUGCUGAAGAACACCCUGUAGAUGAAGUGGAGUUCAAUAUUAAAGGGCACUCUGCAAAUCAAAUACAUGUUGAGUUUUACCCUGAGGAUUGCAUUACCAGUGAAUUGAUGUCAGGAAAUGAAAAACACCCUCAGAACGACUCAGAAUUAACUCAAGAAAAACCUGAGAAUCCUUCAGCAUCGGUGCUUAAUAAACAUCCUAUGAAUAUUGGUGUAUUGAGUUUCAAUAAACAGACAGUCAGAGAGGGUGACCAAAAUCCUGACAGCCAUCAAGUAACUGUAGACGAAUUAAAACCUGUGGAACCCCCUGUAAGCAUUGGUGAAUCGAGCCCUGAUUAG
Messenger RNA from Lingula anatina, 3063 nucleotides. RefSeq lists its product as uncharacterized. Lineage: Eukaryota; Metazoa; Brachiopoda; Lingulata; Lingulida; Lingulidae. The record is from RefSeq and is a predicted model, not a curated record.